AUGGAGCUGGUCGACGAGACGACUGACUAUUACUACGGCAACCUGGACGUCGUGGUGGGCCUCUCGCUGGAGAUGGGCGCCUUGAUGUACCAUUAUGGCUCAGACCGGGAGAACGCCCUCAAAGGCGCCGUUCUGUACGGGUCUUGCACGUCACUGACCCUUGUGCCCCUGGACAUGGGUUGCGAGAGUGGCUCUCGGGCACGCGUCAAUGACACCAACAUUGCAUUCGGCACAGACACCAAACGUGUAGUCCUCAUCUUCGACGACAACAAUACCGUGGCAGAGAAGGUGAAGUACGUUCUGGGGAGGAAGCCGCGGAAGCGCUUUGCCUGGCUCUACUUCGACGUGCACACGGCUGACUUCAUGAGCAGAUGCAACAUGCGCAAUCCCUUCUCACCAAUCCUUGUAUUGCGCAAGAACUUCAGCAUCGGUAACAAGCCGUAGUACGACAAUAAAUGUGGCUGGGAGUGCGCUUCGCCGAUGUGACUGGCGCCACGUAACCGAACUGUAUCUGAGCGAAGCUAAGUUGCAGGAACUCCACAUGCUUUCUUAUUAUAAAAAAGGUAUAUACUAAGAAACCAAUGCAAGUGGCGUAUUGGGGUCCUAGUAUAUACCCUUUUUUCAUGGACGCCGCCAUAUUGCGUAGGCACUGGCGCCAUCCAUGGGCAGUCGGCAGGC
This is a messenger RNA of Dermacentor silvarum, 678 nucleotides long. RefSeq lists its product as uncharacterized. Bases 1 to 444 code for a protein of 147 amino acids. Lineage: Eukaryota; Metazoa; Arthropoda; Arachnida; Ixodida; Ixodidae. The record is from RefSeq and is a predicted model, not a curated record. The transcript is spliced from 3 exons.